Molecule: messenger RNA, 2526 nt
Organism: Chinchilla lanigera (long-tailed chinchilla)
Lineage: Eukaryota; Metazoa; Chordata; Mammalia; Rodentia; Chinchillidae
Product: keratinocyte proline-rich protein-like
Exons: 3
Coding region: 17-574 (185 amino acids)
Source: RefSeq, a predicted model, not a curated record
ACCACCCCUGCUCUCCAUGCCUCUCCCGAAGCCCCGCCCCUCCGGAAGCCCCGCCUCCAUACCGCGCCUCGGCCGGGCCUGCCCCUCAGGAAGUCCCGCCUCCACGCCUCGCCCCGCCCCUUCCACCUGUACCGUACGCCAGGCCAAGCCGCGAGGUCUUGUCACGCCCCUUGGCCUCGCCCCUCACAGGCGCUUGCGUGCUGAAGCCCAGGUUUUCUGGUGUCAGCACUGGUUCCCAGGAUGGAUGUCCCAGCGGGGGCCACCUUGUCCUGCCCGUUGCCAUGGUGACCAAAGCCCUCGAGAGGCGAGGCCUCGGAGCUUCCCACCCUCACCUGGUGGGUGUCCAGGCGGACCUCCAGGACCUUGCUGGCCAGAAAUAGUGCUGGUGGAGAGCCUAGGCUUCCAGCCUCAGGAGAUUCUACCAACAGUGCAUCCUGACACCUGCACCAGAGAGGAAGCCAGGACUUUUCCUUCCUACCACAUGGUAAUUCCCGUGCUGUCAGGAGGGCCACAGGGGCAACCUGGACAUGUAUCCCAUGUGGCAGUAACAAGAUACCCCUUCGCUCCUAAUUGAGGAAGAAUCAUAGGAAGGCUGGUGGAAGGCUGGGACUUUCACCAUUACGUAGUAGUAAUAAGGCACCUCCAUCUCAGUGGAGUGGAGACGAUGUGAACUUUGCUAAACUUGCAUCCCUGACUAGCAGUGAAAAGUACCCUGCCUUGGGUAUCAGUGGAGACUGAUUGGGAACCUGGAUUUGUAACUCCAUCUGGCAUUAAGAAGUGGUAACUGUCACUCCCAUGCCAGAGCAGUGGAGGUCAUGAGAGUAGUUGAAUUUGUAAAUCAGCUGAGUAAAAGUAUGGGUAGCCUGGGAACCCUAUUUGCAGCUGGUAUCUAAUAUGGUGCUAGUAGUAUGGGAUGAAGUCCUUUAACUUGUGGAGUCUGACGAAAGCUCAGAAUAGUUAGUGUCAGAAUGGAAUUUUAGGAUACUCAGUUGGUGACACAUUUGGUGUAAGGUACCACAACACAGUAAUUAAAACUGUAAGUAAGUACAAUAGGCUCUCCUCCUCUUGAGUAUUCAAAACUAUGACAACUGAAGCAGAACCGUAACAUUGAUGUGUUUUUUGGUUUUCGUACUGGGAACUGAACUCAGAACCUUCUGCUCAUGAGGCAGGCACAUACACCACUGAGCUACAUCCCUGGCCCUUGAUGUGUUUUAAAUAAACGUAGAAAAAUAUUUAAGGCUAUCUACAGGAGAAAGGAGAAGUAAAGAAAGAUAUGGUUUCUAUAUGUCACUCAAUCUGGAAAAAUGAUACCAUUAAACUAUGAUACAUUAUGGGCAGAUAAUGUAGUACCUUGAGAUAUCCAUUUAAAAAACCAUACACAGAGAUACACUAAAAAACAAUAGAGAUGAAUCAAAGUGAAAUUCUAAAAUAUGUUCAAAAACCCAUAGGAGGCAGGACAAAUGCUAUCGUUUGGAUCUUGAAUUUCCCCCAAAGGCCUGUGUGUUGAAGGCCUGGUCCCUUACUCGUGGAGGUUUGGUGUGAAACCCUGAGGAGAUAAGGCCUGGUGAAAGGUAGAAAGGUCACUGUGGGUGUGCCUUCUUUGCUUCCCCUGUGCAUCUCAGCCCUGAAAUGAAUGGUUUUGCUAUGCCUGUGCUCCCUACUAUAAUGCACUGCCUUGCCACAGGCUCAAAAGCAAUGAGGCAGACCAACCAUAGACUGUGUAAUGGUUGACUGAUUGUGUCAACCUGAGAAGUUUAGAAGUUCAACUAAGUUGGCUAAGUAAUUCUACAACCUACAAUACAUGUAGUUGCCUUGUCACCUGGACGGUGUAAAGGGGAAAUGAAGGACGGACUUGCUUCUGUUCUUUGGAGGAGCUCAUCUUCACCUUCAGUUUGGAUGUCAUCUCCUGGAUUCUAGCAUAGACUCUUCAUCUUCUGCCUCAGCUCCUUUAGCCUUCUGGCAUAGACUCAUCAGCCUUAUAUCACAGACCCAUCGGCCUCCUGAUAUGGACUGCCAUGGGACACUGCAGUGAACUCCAGACCUUGGACUGAAACUUUUAGCCACCAGGGUGCAGACUCCCUCUGCAUGCUUCCUCAUUCAAUUUUGUGGCUGACCAUUGUAAGCUAAUCUUGUAAUUUCUUAUACAUUUAUAUAUGUUGUGUGAUAUCUGUUUCCCUAGUAAAACACUGACUGAUACAGACUGAAACCACUGAAACUGUGCACUAGAAGAUACGUUUUCUUUUUAAGUUAAUUAUCUCAGAUAUUUUGUCACAGUAAUAGAAUGCUGACUAACACAAAAAGACCAAAAACAGGAGCUAUGAAAGCAGAAAGAACCAAUGGAAAAAAAACAUGGCAGACUUGGACCCUAGCAUACCAGUAAUCACGUUAAAUUUCAAUGGUCUAAAUACACCAAUUAAAAGAGCUUGGUGGAAGAGAUUUAAAUACAUGCCCCAAUUAAUUAUAUGCUAUCACAAGAAACUCACGUCACAUAUAAUGAUAUAGGAGGGUUAAAGGAUGGAAAAAGUU